AUACUCCUUCUCAGUGUAGCCGUUCCACGGGACAGAAGCGCACCAAUAGAGGCUCGCCGCCUAUUUAAGCCAUAGCAGAGCAGAUAUCGCCGCGUUUACCGCAAAGGGAAUAUCGUUAUUCAGUAUAGUAUACAAGGGAUACCAGCUACAGAAAUGAGUACCGCAUGUCUGAUCGUCAAACAGACGCCCUUCGUUGUUGCUCCGCGCCCCGUAGGGAUGGACCCUCGUCCGCAGACAAAUGACAGAUAUGAUUCACUAUGGAGACCUUGGCUCACAACCAAGAAGGAUAUGCAAAGGGAAUGCCAGAGAAGCAGACAGUCAUGUCCUUACUCCAGACCUACAGACUCCACCCCUGCAGCUCCAGGUCUCUUCCCAUUCAAUGGGAAGUCCCAGUCCUUCCAGCACCCUGUCAGACUUUUCUGGCCCAAGUCCAAGUCGUUUGACUACCUGUACAGCGACGGAGAGGCUCUCCUGAGGAACUUCCCUGCCCAGGCCACCAUCAGCUUCUACGAGGAGUCAGACAGCGAGGAUGACGAGGAGGACGAGGAGUGGGAAGAAGAAAUGUACAGAGAGGAAAAGGAGUACGUCAAGCGUCAGUCCCACUGCACCAGCUACAACUGAAGUCUAGAGGGUUUCCAAUUGGAACAGAUGGAACAUGGUGAUAUUCCAUAAUAUCUCUUUGUGGUACCACAGAAAAUGAUGUCUGGAAGGAGACACCUCUGGCGAGACACUUCUGGCGAGACACUUCUGGCGCGACACCUCUGGCGAGACACUUCUGGCGCGACACCUCUGGCGAGACACCUGGAAGAACCUAUAUUAACUGGAGCUGUCUUCACAGUCAGAAACCAUUCUUAUUCUAUGAAUGGAAUAACCACUGUCAGUCAGAGUCAUAGACUUGUCCUACAGGAGCACAGAGCGAUCCAAAAAACCAUUUAUGUCACAUAUUCAGUAGUACACAGCAUGCCGAGCACAGAGAAGGGGUUGUAAAAUGUCUUAAGUAUUCUAGAUUGUUUAUCUUACCUCCAUGAAAGCAAAGAAGCCUAAGAUAAAUGUGAAUUGUGGAGCCUGUUUCAACUCGUAUCUUGUAUUGCCACUAUGUUGGCAUAGGCUCUGUCAAGCAAAGAGUUACAUGUAUUUCUGUAGCAAUGCAUAGUAAUGGAAAGUUGCAAAAAGUAAUGUAUGCAGUCUUGCUCUAGUACCAUAUAUUAGUCUUCCUCUGGGGCAGUGGAAUGUAUGCUAAGGAUUGUAUAACUACAUGCAUUAAAUCCCACAUUGGGAUAGUUUAUCUCAGGGUCUGUACCUUGUUUGUGUAUCUAUUUGCGUUUUAUUUACAUGUCUAAUUUAUAAUGUACAAUUGUAUAUAGACACAUACAGUAUAUGUUUAUAUAUUUCCAAUUUUUCAACUUUUUUGUAUAUUGUCGUCGAAAACACUGUCUAAACAACAGCG
This is a messenger RNA of Oncorhynchus keta (chum salmon), 1447 nucleotides long. RefSeq names its product ripply transcriptional repressor 1 (gene ripply1). Gene Ontology annotation, biological process: negative regulation of transcription by RNA polymerase II; embryonic pattern specification. The transcript has 4 exons. Bases 154 to 621 code for a protein of 155 amino acids. Gene Ontology annotation, cellular component: nucleus. The record is from RefSeq and is a predicted model, not a curated record. Lineage: Eukaryota; Metazoa; Chordata; Actinopteri; Salmoniformes; Salmonidae.